Anopheles moucheti is the source of this 1700-nucleotide messenger RNA. RefSeq names its product acylglycerol kinase, mitochondrial (gene Mulk). The transcript is spliced from 3 exons. Gene Ontology annotation, biological process: ceramide biosynthetic process; protein insertion into mitochondrial inner membrane. NCBI's taxonomy places the organism in Eukaryota, Metazoa, Arthropoda, Insecta, Diptera, Culicidae. Bases 97 to 1437 code for a protein of 446 amino acids. The record is from RefSeq and is a predicted model, not a curated record. Gene Ontology annotation, cellular component: mitochondrion; TIM22 mitochondrial import inner membrane insertion complex. Gene Ontology annotation, molecular function: ATP-dependent diacylglycerol kinase activity; ceramide kinase activity; acylglycerol kinase activity.
UUGAACCACGAUGGUGCGCCACUUUGUUAAAUAACAUGUUUUACCGGUAAAAAGAAACCGUUUUCUAUCGCUGAUUUGCAAAGAAGCAGUCCCGAAAUGGCUUUUGUGAUACGGUUUGCCAAAGCCGUGAGAAACAACUGGAAGAAAUCGACAGUCUUUGCUAGUGCCCUGGCAUACGGUGUGUCGUAUUCGAACGAGAAAUAUGAAAUCAAACAACUUAUGCGUUAUUAUUGCACGGAAGCAACACGGUAUGGCGAUGUGAAGAUAGGGCUAAAUCAGAGAUCACCGAAAGUGUUGGUGAUUCUCAAUCCGGCCGCGAAUCGUAAAUCGUCAGAAGAAGAUUUUCGCAACUACUGCGAACCGAUUCUGCAUCUCGCUGGCUUCGAGGUGGACGUUGUUAAAACCGACUCCGAAGGACACGCCCGUCGCUAUGUUGAGGAGCUAGCCAACCUUCCCGAUGCUUUGAUCGUCGGAGGCGGUGAUGGAACCCUUUCGGAAGCGGUUUCCGGAAUGAAACGUCGCCAGGAUGGUGCUCAAUGUCCGAUAGGCGUACUACCGCUCGGUCGUACUAAUACUCUCGCCGUGAAACUGUUCUCGGCGGAGGGUGCCAAAAAUUCCGAUCUGGAAAAUGUUCGUACCAUGGCUAAUGCGGCGUAUGCGGUCAUUGCCGGAAAGAAGGAAAAGACAGACGUUAUGCGUAUCGAGGUAUUACCAAGUGCGGCCGAUGAAAGCCCUCCGGAGAAGCCAGUUUAUGCAGUCGGUGCACUACAAUGGGGUGCUUUCCGGGACAUUCUCGCCCUUAGGGAUAAAUAUUGGUACACGGCUUCGUUGCGCGACUACACCGCGUUCCUUUUCAAUGCAUUCGAUGGGGCACACACGUGGAAUUGCAAGGCGAAGAUUGCUUACACGGAACCGUGCAGUGGAUGCAGUAAUUGCUACAAAGACAUGGAUGAUCAAUGGACGGCCGCAAAAAAACAGGAUCAACAACCACGCAGAUGGUGGUCGGUAUUUGUGCCACGUGCUAAAACUGCUCCCAAGACGGAUUACAGCAAAAUCAUUAACGAAAGAUGCUCCAUUCGGCACGAACUAGAGGUGGACCCAUCGGAACUUGUAAUUAAAACGGGCAACGUAGCAGUGGAAGAAAAGGACAGUGAGAAGAAUGAAACAUCUACGAAACUGGACGUGCUCGUUGGAGAGCAGGUGGAUUCCAGCUUUAGCUUCAUUGGCGGUAGUUGGGGCCGUGUGAACAAUCGGAAGUUCUUCGACUGUCCCAGCCAGGAAAACAUCAGCGUGCGUACGGUGGAACUUUUGCCAGAACGCCUCAAGGUGGAAGAGAGCGACCCGGAGCUUUACUACUCUAUCGACAACGAGGCUUACGAAGUGCGUCCCGUGCGGAUAACUCUCGUACCGAAAGCAGUCGAAAUAUUUACCUUCUAGAAGCAAUAAACAGCGAAUCACAAAUGGAGAGAUGGUGAUGCUUAAGUGUUUAAUGACAAAGUGGCUUGUCGUUUAUUCAUAAAUAGAUUUUACAUUGAUAGUAACAUUUCACACAGCAUAUUCUGCACCCGCCACACGUUCGUCUGUGAUCCAGUUGAUCAACCAAACGCUACCCUCCUGGUCAAACCAAAGAAUCGAAAUCAGUAACGCGUUGAACAGCCCCAGGAGAAUGCCACCGAUCACGUCCAAAAUGUGAUGACGAU